AUGUCGCAGAAUACUGGACUACUACAGGUCUUCUCUCGCUCGGGGACUUCAUCGUCCUCCCAGCGUAGCGGUCAAGGGCCAGAAUCUUUUGGCAUUCAGAUGGAGUUGCUUGUCCCAACCCGUGGUUUUCGCAUUGUGGACGACCAGGACCGAGAGCUCAAGACAAUCGUGGAGCAGAUUGAAUAUCAACACGGUGUCAGGAUUCGCCUCAGCGGACAGGAAGAUCCCAUCCUGAUCUCCGCUGCUUCUCCCAAGGAGGCUAGGGAGGCCAUGAGCUCCAUCUUGAAGAGCUUGGUACUCCGUGAGGGUCAUGCGACAGUCUGGCAAGAUUCAAUCCUCAUCGCUCCACCCAGAGGCGACCGGCGCGCCGUACGGAUUCUUCUCCAGGAGGGCCCUGGAACCACAUGGUUCAGACCAGCCGCGGCGCCCACUGGCUCUGGCGAAGUGGCUGAUGCUUUGGCAGUCAAAGCUUACAAGCGCAACCUCACUGCUGCAAUGGUCCGCGUGGGUGACGGCCUGAGGUAUUCUCCCAACAGAAUGCGUAUGCGCAUCGGCUUCGGCAAACUCUUCUUCAAAGAACGCAAGAAGGGUACUACGAGCUAUACGCUCGAUGAGUUCUCGAAACUGGCUCGCAGGGUGAACAACAGAGGAACGUCCUACAUGGAGAUGAGACUGGGUGGUGAAUCAAUGCGCGAGCAGAUCCAACAAGCUUUCUCCCUCGAUGCUGAUUUUGGAGACCCCCAAGGCAAAGAGGACUCUGUAAUUGUAACAGUAAAGAAUGUCAACCUCGAAGUGAGCGUCGAUGGGACCCAAGAUGGUCGUUUAACUUUGGGCGCAUUGAACGUUUUCCAUCGAGAAAAGAGCCACCGAAGCGUCGAUCUCGCCACGGCAUGUCCAGAUAAGAAACAUGAUUGGGUCUUGAAAGUCGAGUCUCCCAUCGAUGAGACCGACAGUAAGCUUCCACUCGACCAGCGUACACUCAACAACGGUAUCAAGAUUCGCCGCAACCCCAACACCAACUGUAUCGAGCCCCACAUUGCAGCGUCCUUUGCCCAGACAAACCAUAUCGAGGCUCUCAUUGGUAAAACGACCUGGUCCUAUUUUCUCAACAAGGAAUACAUCGUAGAGAUUUCGCUUUACCAACAGUGGAGCACUUUGUCGGCAGGCGCCAAAAGUCAGCAGCCGGUCGCUGGUGUGAGCGUCGCGAUGUAUCGACCCGAGUGGAGUGAUAGUAUGGCCAAGGCUGACGUCUCGGCCGGACCACGGCCCUGGGAGACGUUUCCCAAGCAGUUUUUCGAUUCUUCAAGGUCGUCCACUGAUCCCACUACAGGUCUUGACCCGGUUGCUGCCUUGUUGCACUGGGUUGGGAAGGUUCAGACGUUGUUGGAUACGAUUGUGUAG
Messenger RNA from Sordaria macrospora k-hell, 1401 nucleotides. RefSeq lists its product as uncharacterized. The record is from RefSeq and is a predicted model, not a curated record. NCBI's taxonomy places the organism in Eukaryota, Fungi, Ascomycota, Sordariomycetes, Sordariales, Sordariaceae.